UUGGAAAGCGUAAAACAUGUUGAAAUUGGUUCUGUGUUUAAUUCAUGGCUGCAAUCUUUCUCAAAACUUUGAAGGUAAGGAAAUAGGCAAAAGAACCUUUGGUCGUUUUUCAAGUGUUCUUGAUGUGAUGGAACCAACUACAUGUAAAUUGGAUGUAGAACACACUAAAUUAAAUCGAAGACUUUUCGAUGAAACAAGCGACUGUGAAGAUCCCACCACAGAAGUAGAAAUCACUACUGUACCAACUACUACUGUCACCACUCCAAAACCAGUCACUCCCGAAGGACCAUUUUACAACUUCAUACUGAACAUCUGUGAAGUUAUUCUAACAAAAUUCCAAUCCAGUAGGAUACCUAAAUACUUUAAAGUAUUGAACAGAAGUCUCCGCGGACUUGGAUCGGGUUAUUUAAUGAGGAGAUUGUUGAAUAAAUUUCGAAGAACUUUGCGGACGCUCUCUGAUUUCAAUGGUCGUAUUUUGAAGUUAAAAGUUGUUGAUUUUCUUACAAUUUUAGGGAAACGAAAACCUAAAUCUGACGCAUUCUUUCAUGCUACAAACUCUAUAUUUAACAUUUGGGAUGAUAACAAAAUGGAUGAAUACAUUUACGUGUUGAAAAAGUAUGGUAAUGGAAUAACUAAUCGUAUAGGCGAGAGGACUCGGAAUGUAUUCAAAAAAUUGAUAUUUCGUACAUAUUACAAACAAACAGAUAGAAUAAAAGCGGACAUACAAUAUAAAUUCAAGCUGGCAAUAGUAGAGUAUAUGGAAAGUCGUUAAAAAAAGGAAUUAAUUAAUUGACUUUUGCAAACCGGAAAAUUGUUUUACCUUGCAUGUUUAAUCCAUUUCUUCAAUAGUACAGCCAUGAUCUUGAAAUACAUUCUCGCGUUAUCUUUUAUAAAUUUAAUUUCGCCUGUAAGUAUAAGGUUUUCACACAAAACACCACACGAGAACCAUCUACCAUAUUCAGUGGAAAUAAACGAUUUGAAAAAUGAAGGAAUCUUCCAAAGGUUCAUCAGACACCUUUUAGACUUAUUAUCGAUGGACUUCCCAGAAAGAAAAUUGCUCAGAUAUUGUCGUGUAUUGAACAGGGAGUUAAGGAGCAUGGAAUUCAAAUACACAAAGGACUUAGCAAAACUGUUAAGGCAUUUAUCAAGAAUGUAUCGAUCGGAAUUAAAAAAUCAGUUACUUGAAUACAGAAAGGAGUUGAACCAAAAACUACCAUACAGAACGGAAUUCUUGAAAGGGAUGGAUGAAGUGUUCACCCUGAGAGAGAACAUUCUGUUCGAUGACUACAUUUACGAUCUAAGGGAUUAUGGUUAUGAACAUAAAUUGUACAUACAUGAAGAAACUCGUAAAUUAUUGCGAAACGUAAUACUUGAAACUAUUUAUAAAUUAAGUCCGAGAGACCAAAUUCAGUUGGAAGACAAAUUGAAAAGAGCUUUGAAAGAGCGGAAGGGAUUGUCUAAUUUUAAAUUAUAAUUAAUAAUAAUAAACGCAUAUUUUAAGGCAUAUUGUUUAUUUUUAUGAUGAUGUGGCUCAAGCAAAUUAUUAACUUAUGUAGUAACAAUAUUCCCAGCAAAAAUUUGCUCAAUGAUAAUUAUUAUUGUUGGUAAAAUACGUACUUGUUAAAAUCAUUUGCUUAAGUAAUUGUUAUAAAUACGUUAAGUAAAAUAAUGGUAAAUAAAGGAUUUAUAAAAGAA
This is a messenger RNA of Manduca sexta (tobacco hornworm), 1695 nucleotides long. RefSeq lists its product as uncharacterized. Lineage: Eukaryota; Metazoa; Arthropoda; Insecta; Lepidoptera; Sphingidae. The transcript has a single exon. The record is from RefSeq and is a predicted model, not a curated record. The coding region runs from base 17 to 772 and encodes 251 amino acids.